Molecule: messenger RNA, 2251 nt
Organism: Xiphophorus couchianus (Monterrey platyfish)
Lineage: Eukaryota; Metazoa; Chordata; Actinopteri; Cyprinodontiformes; Poeciliidae
Exons: 2
Coding region: 152-2251 (699 amino acids)
Biological process (GO): DNA integration
Molecular function (GO): nucleic acid binding
Source: RefSeq, a predicted model, not a curated record
UGCUCCUAAAAAGACAGGGGCUGUACGCAUAUGUGUUGACCUCACCAAGCUGAAUGAGUCUGUGUGCAGAGAGAAGUAUAUUCUUCCCUCUGUAGAUGAAACACUUGGUAAGUUAGCAGGAGCUAACAUUUUCAGUAAAUUAGAUGCUAAUAUGGGGUUCUGGCAGAUCCCUUUAACUGAAGAUACUGCAAAAUAUACAACUUUUAUUACACCUUUUGGUCGUUAUUAUUUUAAACGGCUACCCUUCGGUAUAGCUUCUGCCCCUGAGCAUUUCCAGAACAGAAUGGUAACAGAGGUUACGGAGGGAUUUGAGGGUGUAGUUUGCCACAUGGAUGAUGUGUUGGUGUGGGGGAGAACACAGGAGGAGCAUGAUGCUCGUCUGUAUACCGUUCUUGGAAAGAUUCAAGAAGCCGGUAUUACACUGAACAUUGAUAAAUGUGAUCUUUCAAAGCAGAGUGUAACAUUUUUGGGCCAUAUUAUUUCUGUUAAUGGAGUUAGUCCUGAUCCAAAUAAAACAGAAGCUGUGAGAAAGAUGAAAGAACCAAGAAAUGUGAGUGAACUAAGAAGUUUCCUUGGAAUGGUUAACCAGCUGGGGAGGUUUAUUCCAAAGUUGGCAGAGCGAGACAAGCCUUUGAGGGAUCUCUUGUCAAAGAAAAACUGUUGGAUAUGGGGAGUUGAUCAAGCUAGAGCAUUUCAAGAACUGAAAGAUUUGCUUUCAUCCCCGCCAGUGUUAGCCAUGUACGAUACUAACCGGGAAUGUAAGGUUUCAGCAGAUGCGUCAGCUUAUGGUCUGGGGAGUGUGCUGCUCCAAAAGUGGGGUCAGGAGUGGAGACCUGUUGCAUACGUGUCACGAUCUCUAACACAGACUGAGCAGAGAUAUGCACAAGUGGAAAAAGAAGCUUUAAGUCUUACUUGGGCUUGUGAAAGAUUCAGUAAUUAUCUCGUUGGCAAACAUUUCCAAAUGGAGACAGAUCAUAAACCACUUCUGAGUCUUUUGAGUUCCCAGAUGUUAGAUGAUCUUCCACCACGUAUUCAGCGUUUUAGAAUGCGUCUCAUGAGAUAUUCUUAUUCCAUCUCAUAUGUGCCAGGGAAACAUCUGUGGACAGCUGAUACACUGUCACGUGCCCCUAUGAUAGAAAAUUUAUCAACAACUGAAGCAAAGUUGGUUGACGAUUCAAAUAUUUAUGUGGAUAAUGUGAUCCAAAACCUGCCUGCAAGCACUGGCUACCUUGAGGAGCUGAGACAGGAGCUGACGAGGGAUAGUAUAUGUGCCCGUGUGAUGCAGCUGUGUGAGGAAGGAUGGCCUACACACUACAACAGUGAACCAGCACUCAGACUGUAUUGGGCUGAAAAGGCAUUUCUUACGGUGAAUGAUGGUCUUUUGUUAAGAGGAGAAAGACUUGUUAUUCCUUCAACUAUGAGAAAUGAUGUGCUCAUGAAAUUACAUGAGGGACAUCAGGGAGUGGUGAAAUGCAGAGAACGAGCACAGCAGUCAGUGUGGUGGCCUGGACUGGGCCAGCAGCUAAAAGAACUGGUUCUAAAAUGCCACACCUGCAACAGAGAGAAAGAAAAUCCCACAGAGCCAUUGAUGCCAUCACAGUAUCCGGACAGACCAUGGCAAAAACUUGGGGCCGAUCUGUUUACUUUGCAAGGGAAAAAUUAUAUUCUGGUUGUGGAUUAUGCAUCAAGAUUUGUGGAAAUUGCUCAACUGAGUCCCACAAGAUCAGCAGAUGUGAUUCCUCACCUGAAAUCUGUGUUUGCACGUCACGGCAUUCCAGAAGUAAUGAUCACAGAUAAUGGUCCUCAGUUUUCUUGUGCUGCUUUUGCUACAUUUGCUAAGUUAUAUGGGUUUAGCCAUAUUACAAGUAGCCCAAGAUAUCCACAAAGUAACGGGGAAGCUGAACGUGCAGUUAAAACCAUAAAGAACUUGUUGAAGAAAGCAGCUGAUCCCUAUCUAGCCUUACUCGCCUACCGAGCAACCCCACUUUGGAAUGGGUACAGUCCAGCGGAGCUCCUUAUGGGAAGAAGGCUUCGCACGACUGUGCCAACACUUCCAUCUUUGUUGAGGCCUGUUCUUCCAAAAAGCGAAAUCGUCGUCAUUUGGUUACCAUGGAGCCUUCGACAGAGCCAGAAGUACCGGAAGGUGAUGCUGGUGCAGAACAAGUUCCACCGGGUUCUGAGGAAUCUUCACAGCAGAGCUUUCCUGAACUUUCACCUACUCCUAGAACCAGGUUUGGGAGACGGGUUGUGA